CGAGGACGACGGGUUGUAUUUAUAGGCAACAGGGGCAGUGCAAGACAGCCUCGCGUGUUAAGGGUUGUGGAAAAGAGUUCUGAUCGAUGACAUAGCAGCCAUGAGUGUUCUUGACACAAGAAGGAUUCCAACAUUAAAUGUAAUCAAGACAGCCUCACUGAUAUGGUGAGUUUUGAACGUUUUGAAAAGUUACAGUGAAUUUAAGAGAAUUCAUGUGGGUUUUAGACAAUUUCCCACCUUUUUAAGUUAAAUGGAUUGGCAUGAUAUGAUUAGGCCAAUAGAGGAUUCGGAGUCUCCGACUGAAGGUCAACAACAAAGGUUGUUCGAGUUCCAUACGUUUGCGUUGGUUCGCACAAUCAUGUCUCCAGCAAGAGCACAUCUGCUGUUGGAGUGCUGCGACCAGGGUUGCUGCUGAUGGGAACUCGUCUCAAGUAUGGAGUUGGUAUGGACACGAGCUACACAAGGAGACCCUGUACACAGUAGUAUCUCAAUCAUAGAUAGCCAAAUGUUUUCCCUUCGUCUAUCAUGCUUACCCAUGGACUCCUGUUGAGUCUCUCUCUCGUCGGACGCCGCCGUCCCGCCACAAUGUCCGUCUUUCACAAAACCAAAAUUAAUUUAAGGAGAUUGUACACUGUGUCUGCAUGUGUCUUUUGAAUUUCUUUAUUAUUUUUCUUUAUCUUCAUUCUUCACAAAAUCAAUAGCUCAAGAUCCCGAUCCUAACGUGAUGUCAUUAUAGGACUGCCUGAUUAGGCCCCAUUUCUAGUUAAUCAGAAGGUAAGGUACCCUUGUUGUUGAGCAUUUCUCGGCAUUUCCCUGCAAGAGCAAGCUUCAUUCUGAGCUUGGUUCUUCUUUUGUCAUUAAUUGGAGGUGCCCUUAAGUUUAUUUUCUACUACUUUAUCUUAUUGGUACUAGCAUCCAAAAAUUCCACCUCAAUUUCUCUAGGUUGGAAACUUAGAUAAUUCGUGUUCUGCACCCUUAUUUCAGGGGAAUCCUAUACUGAAAUCCCAUUUGGUCACUUACCUUUGGGGGUUAUUAGUUUGAAGCUUCAGCCAUGGGUACUGCUCUUCUUGUCUUACGCUUCAUUUUGAUGUGGGUCCUCUUCUCUGACUGUGUUUACUGCCGAAGACCUGCACUCGUGAACGUUGGUGUGCUUUUCGGUCAUGAUUCGGUUAUCGGUAGAACUGCCAAGGUAGCCAUGGAAGCUGCGGUGGCCGAUAUUAACGCGGAUCCGAGAAUUCUUAAUGGAACCCGACUGAACUUAAUCAUGAAGGACACAAGUUGCAAUGUUUUCUUGGGUUCUGUUGAAGCCUUCCGGGUACUUGAGAAAGAAGUGGUGGCCAUAAUUGGUCCACAAUCCUCUGGAGUAGCCCAUUUGAUCUCUAUGAUUGCUAAUGGAGUCCAAGUGCCUCUUGUAUCAUUUGUUGCCACAGAUCCAACUCUCUCUGCCCUUCAAUUCCCUUUCUUUGUGCGAACCACACAGAGUGAUUCUUACCAGAUGGCUGCCAUGGCUGAUUUGAUUGAUUAUUAUGGAUGGCGAGAGGUCAUUGCCAUUUUUGUAGAUGAUGAUUAUGGAAGGAAUGGCAUAUCUACUUUAGAUGAUGAACUUGCAAAGAAAAUGACAAAGAUUUAUAAACUGGCUUUGCCAACAGGAGCUAGUGUUAGUCGCAUUACUGAGUUGCUCAGUAAUUCCAAAUUUAUUGGGCCUCGUGUUUAUGUUGUUCAUGUUAAUCCUGACUCAGGUCUCACAGUCCUCUCUUUAGCUCAAGAACUUGAAAUGAUGACCAGCGGCUAUGUGUGGCUUGCAACAGAUUGGCUUUCUACUACUUUGGAUUCAUUACCACUUAUAAACCAAACAUCACUUCGUAACUUUCAAGGAGUUGUUGGACUUCGACAACAUACUCCACCAUCCUUGCAGAAGAAGGCUUUUGUCUCUCGGUGGAGAGAUCUGCACCAGAAAGGUCUAGUAAGUUAUGGAUUGAAUACAUAUGGACUUUAUGCAUAUGAUACAGUCUGGGCUGUUGCCCAAUCUAUUGAUGGAUAUUUAAAUGAAUAUCAGAAUAUCACAUUCUCAUUUAAUAAAAACUUACAUGGCAAUAAAGCAACAAAACUGCAGUUGGAGAAUAUCAAAACCUUCGAUGGUGGGACUCUUCUGCUUAGGAAGUUACUACAGAUGAACUUCAGUGGUUUAACUGGUUCAGUUCGAUUUGAUUCGGAUAGGAAUCUCAUUGGUGGUGGUUAUGACAUAAUUAAUAUUGCUCAGAUAGCAAUUCAUACAAUUGGUUACUGGUCUAACUAUUCUGGUCUUUCAGUUGUGACACCAGAGACAUUGAACAGGAAACCACAUAGCAGUUCGCAUUUGGAUCAGAAACUUAAUAGUGUCACUUGGCCUGGCAAAAAGGCUGAAAAACCACGUGGGUGGGUUAUUGCAGACAUUGAAAGGCCGCUGAGAAUUGGAGUGCCAUACAGAGCUAGUUUUGUUGAAUUUGCAACAGAAAAACAUGGUACCAAGGAUUUUGAAGGAUUCUGUAUUGAUGUGUUUUUUGCAGCAAGGAAGUUAGUAGCCUAUGAUAUUCCUUUCAUGUUCAUGCCCUUCGGGGAUGGCCAGUCCAAUCCCAAUUAUGAUGAGCUUGUCAGAAUGGUUGCAACAGGUGUGCUUGAUGCGGCUGUUGGGGACAUUGCUAUUGUCACUAACCGGACAAAGAUUGCUGACUUUACUCAGCCUUAUGCAGCUACAGGUCUUGUCAUAGUAGCUCCCAUAAACAAUAGGAAGUCAAGUGCUUGGGUGUUCCUUAAGCCAUUUACAGUGGAAAUGUGGUGUGUAACUGCAACGUUUUUUGUCUUGAUUGGGGUGGUUAUUUGGAUUCUAGAGCACCGUAUCAAUGAUGAUUUCCGGGGCCCACCUAGACGACAACUGAUAACUGUGUUCCUCUUUAGCUUCUCAACACUUUUUAAGACAAAUCAAGAAGAUACAAUUAGUGCACUUGGACGUAUGGUGAUGGUGGUAUGGCUUUUCCUGCUGAUGGUGAUUACAUCAAGUUACACAGCCAGUUUGACUUCAAUUCUUACAAUCCAGCAGCUCUCAUCGCCCAUUACAGGACUAGAUAGUUUGAUCACAAGCAGCCCAGAAGAGUAUGAAGAAGCACUGCGGCUUGGGCCUGGAAAUGGAGGUGUAGCAGCGAUUAUAGAUGAGCUUCCAUAUGUUGAGCUUUUUUUAUCAAAACAAACGGACUUUGGGAUCGUUGGACAGAUGUUUACCAAGAAUGGAUGGGGUUUUGCUUUCCAGAGAGAUUCUCCUCUUGCUGUUGACAUGUCUACUGCGAUCCUCGAACUUUCUGAGAAUGGUGAACUCCAGAAGAUCCACGACAAGUGGUUUUGUAAGAUGGGUUGCGGUAUAGAAAGAAGACCCCAGUCUGACACCAACCAACUCCAUCUUUCCAGCUUCUGGGCUCUCUAUCUUUUAUCCGGGGUUGUCACCCUCGGUGCCCUUCUUGUGUUUCUAGUCAGGAUGGUUCGCCAAUUUGUCAGAUACAAACGAAAACAGAGGGACCUUUCCUCUGUAUCAUCUGAGUCUGCAAAUACUCAUUGUUCUCAGGUCAUUUAUAAUUUCUUUGAUUUUAUUGAUGAGAAGGAAGAAGCUAUAAAGAAAAUGCUUAAGCAGCGUGACAAUCCUGCACCCCAGGAAAGCUGAUUAAUAGUGCAUGUCUUCAGAGGAUGUAAUGAGAUUAUCCUCUAUUGGUAGCAUAUUACAUAUUGACCAUCAUUAUCAUCAUCAUCUAAGCCUUGUCCUAAUUAUAUGUUGACCAACUUUGUAAAUAACCAUAUAUGCUAUGAAGCUAUUAUUCGAAUUAUGAAAAUUUUUAUAUGUUUUGAUGACUUGUACUCGGUGUAAGAUUUUGCUCUAUACAGAUGUCAUGUGGGGCAUGCAAAUAAUAAGAAUUAGGAGUUUGGAAAGGUA
Molecule: messenger RNA, 3955 nt
Organism: Nelumbo nucifera (sacred lotus)
Lineage: Eukaryota; Viridiplantae; Streptophyta; Magnoliopsida; Proteales; Nelumbonaceae
Source: RefSeq, a predicted model, not a curated record